This is a messenger RNA of Rhagoletis zephyria (snowberry fruit fly), 532 nucleotides long. Its product is annotated as testis-specific serine/threonine-protein kinase 2-like. Gene Ontology annotation, cellular component: cytoplasm. Gene Ontology annotation, molecular function: tau-protein kinase activity; ATP binding. Lineage: Eukaryota; Metazoa; Arthropoda; Insecta; Diptera; Tephritidae. The record is from RefSeq and is a predicted model, not a curated record. Gene Ontology annotation, biological process: intracellular signal transduction; microtubule cytoskeleton organization; protein phosphorylation.
AUGCAACCAGUGAAGAAGGUGCAGCUGGCAUCGAAUGACGUCAAGCUGCUGGCGAUGAAGGGCUUCACCAUUGGCGAUGCACUCAACAGCGGUUCUUUUGCCUGUGUCUGCAAGGCCACCUACAAAGGCAAGCCGGCGGCUGUGAAGGUGAUCGACCUGGAGAAGACCUCCGAUGACUACCGCCUCAAGUUUCUGCCCCGUGAGCUGUACACCAUCAAGAAGCUGAAGCACCGUUUUCUCAUUCAAGUCAUCGACAUCUACAGCAAAGCUCGCUACUACUACACCCAGUUUGGCUCGGCGCUGCAGUACAUGCACUCCAUCGGCUUUGCCCACCGUGACAUCAAGUGCGAGAAUAUUCUGCUGAACAAGGCGCACACCAAGGCGAUGCUCACCGACUUUGGCUUCACCCGCUCCUGCUUUGAGCGCCACACUGGUCGCCGCCAGCUGAGUGACACCUACUGCGGCUCAAAGGCGUACCUCAGUCCGGAGGUGCUCAAAGGGGAGAAGUACGCCCCUCUUAUCAGCGACUGCU